AUGAACCCUCGCGAUCAGUCUGAAAUGACUCCGGGCAAUUCUUAUCCCUCUCCGAACGGGGCGCAGAUGGCCCAGGGAGCCAUGCCAUAUUACACCAACCGCCAAUUGACCACGGACGAACUCCUCUCCGCCGAGCUUUCCCGCGAUGCUUCUGGACCUGGAAUGGGCGAUGGAUCAAAUAAUGGUGUGCAUCACAACCAGGGCAUGGUUCUCGGGUCCUCGAAUGCCGGCGAUCUGGGUCGCACCUCGUCCGAUGAUCAACACCAGCAUCAACACAUGCUGCAAUUCACUCCCAGCCAGCAAGUAGGCGUUGAUCCGAACCAUGAUUUGAGCUAUGGUGAACAAAGUGCGCGUAAGCGUUCGAAAAUUUCACGAGCCUGUGACGAGUGUCGACGCAAGAAGGUGCGAUGCGAUGCUAGCUCAGAAACUGGUCUUGAGACUUGUUCAAAUUGUCGUCGAUUGGGUGUUGUCUGUCAAUUCAGUCGCGUGCCGAUGAAACGCGGGCCUAGUAAAGGGUACAUCAAGGAACUCGCAGAGCGACUGCACACCCUUGAAAAUCAGAUGCAGCCCGGAAUGGUUCAGUCCGAUGUUUCCUAUCAGUCCAUGAACGAGGUUUCUCUGCCUAGGUCAUACCAGGACUUCGCCUCACCCCUCGAUUCCGCCAAUCGCAAGAGAACCUACUCUGUCUUCGAGGGUCUUCCAAGUUCAUCCUUUGCACAACCUUCGUUUAACGCACGUGGAUCACACAAUGCCUUUGACGCCGCUGAUUCCACCACCGAUCCCUUCAGCACAGCGGUCGCUAGUGGCAGCGCAUCGAAACAAACAAUGCCGUUCUGGAACCCAACAGGCCAUGAGCAAGACCUGCCAAGUGACCUUGAAAUUACGGAUCUGCACAAACACCAAGGCGACGACAACAUCUCUCCCGUUCAUCUCGACGAGGGCGCUCUUGAUGCGUACUACAAAACCAUUCACACCCUUUGCCCUAUUCUGCCCCACGCCAGGGAGCGGGCUUUGGAACUCCUCCAUCAGGGCGAUCGACAGGCACAGGAAACUUUCUGCCACGCGCUCUACAGUGUUACUCGCACUGAUCUGUCUCGCGUUGCCGGUACCUUCGAGCGAGUUAACUCAUUUGACAACGCGCAAGAAAUUCUCUUGUCCCACACACGACAACCGUCAUUGAUCGAUCAGUCCAACCCAAGCAACCUUAUUUGGUUGCAAACCCUUAUUUUGAUGAUCAUCGAUUGUGAUCAGCGUGGUCCCGAUAACUUCCUUGGCAAAGACGCCCUUCCAAAGCAUACCUUGGUUCAAGUAGCCAACAAUUUCGGCCAUACUUUAGCGAAGAACCAGGGCCAAUUGAGGAUCGAGCGACCUUCAGACCCUGAUGUUGAUUCAGAGGCUAACUUGACUCGGCGCAACUGGGUGUCUUUGAUUAUCUUGACCCGCUUUUAUUGCAUCAGUGCCGCUGAAGUGAAUUUUAUCGACUCAUAUCCGCUCGACGAACAGUUGAUCGGUGGCCGUGAGGAUGGGCGAAUUCUUGGCCCUAUCGUCACUGGUAUUGCUUCAUUAACUGAACGCCUGGUUGAGAUGAUCGAGCUGGCCACUACCAAGGAAAAUGUCUGUCAGGUCUCUCGCGGCCCUUACGCGAAUUGGGGUAAGAGAUUGAUUUUUGAUCAUGAAAAUCUUGCAGAGGAAGAUCUCUUCAAGGUCCAAGACCUUCCUGAAAACACUGCCACUCGUAUGCUCCUUGAAAGCAUACACACUCAGCUUUACUGGACUGUCAAUCUCCUGCUGAAACGCCAUCUGUUUUUUUACAGCCCCCAGGAAGUUGUUCGUUGCGCCGAGGAGCUCACCAAUGAGCUCUACAGGGCUACCUUGCAAUCCCGGCUCCCUACGCCAUUUGACAUGCACAGUCUAGCCAUCGCCUCUAUGACCUUGCUUGAGGCUACUGUUCUCCCCGAAGUCUCAGACAAGUGUUGGGAAUCGCUGAACAAAGUCGAAGAGAUCUUAAACCAGCGGGAAAACCUCACAAAUGAGAUGGGCGAGUUUAAGAACAUCCUGGGUACUCCAGGCUGGGAUGCCAAAAUCCGUGUUUUCCUUGAAUGGCGUCGUGCCAAAUUCCAAGCGAGUCAACUUCAGGAAUCCGUUGCCAAGGCGGCCUCUGGCCUGCCACCACCUGUCAUGGGCCCGAAUGAACAGCGUUCUUUGCAGCAUUUGGCUGACUUGGCAGUCGGCGCGGAAGGCUCCGUUGGCCAAGGCACAUCUGGUACACCACCCCCAGGCCUCGGUGAGCAGGACGAGCCAUCUCCGAGCAUUGCGCCACGGCUAGCUCAGUCGCACGUUAAUGCUGGCUAUCAGACGGUUGACUUCACCAUGCUUACGAAGGAGGGUUACCUGAAUGUGUUCUCGGGUUUGAUUUACUCCAGAGGCCCUCGCUAA
Molecule: messenger RNA, 2436 nt
Organism: Penicillium verhagenii
Lineage: Eukaryota; Fungi; Ascomycota; Eurotiomycetes; Eurotiales; Aspergillaceae
Product: putative C6 finger domain protein
Exons: 5
Coding region: 1-2436 (811 amino acids)
Cellular component (GO): nucleus
Molecular function (GO): zinc ion binding; DNA-binding transcription factor activity, RNA polymerase II-specific
Source: RefSeq, a predicted model, not a curated record